ACCCUCUACAUUUUAUAUUAAAUAUUAUUAGAUAUCAUAGGACAAUGACAUUUUAUAUUGUCCUUGUUUAUGCAGGUGAUUCACUGGGACGUUCGCAUGUAGAGAAAUGUAAGUGGACUCUGUGUCUGUGCUUGGAAGACUUCAUGUGUGCAUGUGUUAUCUGAGGAUCCUGUUAAAAUGCAGAAGUUGAUCCAGUUGAACUGGAGUGGGGCUUCAGAUUCCACGUUUCUGAUAAGCUCCUUGGUGCUGCUGGUGCUGUUCAUUUGUGGGCCACACAUUGAAUGGUGAGGCUGCAGUGUUCAGAUGCCUGACCCACAGUGUCCUAUACCUUGACUUUCUGUGGGUUAUUUGAAAUAGUCUGUUCCUCCUUUACUAUUCCCAUUUUAUGGAUCAGGAACUUAUCAACAUUAAUAGUCUAUUUCUUACACAUCUUAAAUAGUGUUCAUAUGAAAUAUGAGAAAAUAUAAAGACAAUCCCAUUACCCUGUAGGAGAAUAACAUACUUAAUGACAGAAACUCAGGUGUACAAAUGCCUACAGAUGGAUUUCUCAGCUCAUUCAUUUCUCUUUCUCUGCAAUAUUCUUGACACACUGCUGUCCUGUCACUGCCUGAGUGUGUCCCCUAAAAUGAUGUGGAUCUUUGUACCUCCAAAAGCUCAUUCUUGGAAUUUCCUAUUCCUUGAAAAUUACCUUCUUGUGCUUAAAUUUUUGACCUUACACCUGAAAUCCCCUCAGAUAACAUCUGUCUCCUGGGGCUUCUCAGAGAAAAAAGUAAAACUGCCAUUGUUCAUAAUAGCCUUUUGCCAAAAUAGCUCUUUCGGUAUUUGAAGAUUGCAUAUUCUCUGAUCUUAUCUCCAGUCCAAGCUCACAUUUCCAAGUAAGAUCUCAGCAUUACCUGAGAUUGUGCUGCUGGCUGUAUUUUAAAAAUGUUUGUUAAUAUGCUUGUCCUCUCCAUGUGCCUUUGUUGAGAAUCAGACUGACCUAUGUGCCAUCUUCAUAAUUAUACAAUGAUACUGUCCAGAAAUGAUGUAGGGUUGGAGAAAAUAUGGUUGAAAUUAUAGUGACAAUUUUUCUUUCCCUCUUAUUCAUUUAUUUGAGUAUCAGCUUCUCCCCUCCAUGCACUCUGAGAAACACUGGGGAUACAAAUAUUAGUAAAGCAGAUUUGUUUUGCUCGUAUAGUUCUAUCUUGGGAGUAAAUGCAGUAUAUUUGAUAAGUGCUUUAUUAAAGGGAUGUUAUGGUGCUAUGGAAUUACAAUGAGAGAGAGACAAAUGGUGACCUGGGGUUCUGGGAAAACAUAGCAGAGGAAGAAAAGAAAAGGAGCAGGGAAUUAAUUUUUAGUGAGCACUUACUAUAUAGCAAGUGUUUUGCAUAUUUUAUUGAAUCCACUCUUUCAAAUAGUUCUGUAAGCUAAGAAUUCUUCAUUUCCUUUUAACAUGCAUUAAAAAUACAAAGCCAUAUACACAGAAAGGAGCAGAGCUGGUGUUUAAUUCUAGGUUCACUUCGUUUGAGCUUUGUGCCGAUUCCCUUCUCAAAUGGUAGCAUUUGAGCUGAGAUGCCUUCUUUUCUUCAUAACACUCUUGUUCCCUGAGAUGACAUAUGUUUACACACUGUGGUGGGUUGAAGAGUGUCCCCCAAAUGUUCAUGUCCAUCCAGAAUUUCAGAAUGUGACCUUAUUUGGAAGUAGGGUCUUUGUAGAUGGAAUUAAGUUGAGGUCAUAUUGAAUUAGGGUGAGUUCUAAAUCUAACGAAUAGCGUCCUUAUGAAAAGAGGAGAGGAUACAGAGACGCACAGAGGUAGAGGCUGUGGGGAGAUGGGAUCAGAAAUGGUGUUAAUUUGUCACAAGCCAUGGGGCACCAGGAGGCUCCGGAACCUGGAAGAGACAAGGAAUGAUUCUCCCUUCGAGCCUUUGGAAGAAGUAUGGCCCUGCCAACACCUUGAUUUCAGACUCCUGGGCUCCAGAACUAUGAGAGAGUAAAUGUCUGUUGCUUUAAGCCACCGAGUUCAUGGUCAUUUGUUGUGGCAGCCUUAGAAAAGGAAUAUACAUGUGGAUAUUCAUUUAUGCAUUUGUGGAGAGUUUUGUAUUUGACUGAUAAGACAAAUACUUUGUCUUUUGCACAGAUAAAACUACAGCAUUUAGGGCCCUGCCUGGGGUCCUGUGGGCAGCCCCAGUGUUGACUAAGGUGAUAAGUGAACAAGUCUAUGAAUUCCAGAUUUGUGAUACUUUCUCUUUUCCCCUGUAAAGAAAAUGUCCCUCUUUGUAUGUUGAAAAACAGCAGUUUUAGAGUUUUCAUUAGCAUAUUGUUAGGAUGCAGAAGUAUCUAGUAAUAGGUGUGGUGUAGAAAGGUUUUUCCGUCUCAGUAGUGUGAGUUAUCAGACCCAGAUGAACACACUAAGGAUUUGAGCAUUUUAUUUAUUCUUAAAGUUUUCCUGUGAUGUGGAGCCAGAGCUAAUCAUUAUUCUUCCAACCAGCUGAAAGGAAAUGGAAACUAGAUGUUAUUGUCUAAAAAUGUGAAAUUAAAGAGAUAAAUGCUUAGGCUGUUCUUACAAGUUAAGUAAGUAAAAACCACAGGCAUGAAGAAUAAAUUACCCACGUGACACAGACCACUGGCAGAAUAAUUAUAUCUAGAACCCAGAAGUAUGAUUAAUUCCAUGAAUGUUUGCAGUAUGUCUCAUGAUUUGAAAAAAUUUAUUUAUAGCAUAUUAUGGUUCAAUAAAGCUGAGCAGUAAAUUCAAUGGUGAUUGCUAUGUUUGAACUGUUUGGUAUAAAAAGCAAACUACCACUGAGCUAUAAAAGCAAAUAUUUGCAAUAUCUGAAGAAUAGAUAGUUUAAUUACAGCUGAUGGAUUCAAAGGCUAUAUAGUUUUGUUAAUUAUUGAUCUAUAAAAAAAAGAUUUUCCUUUCUCUCAUUACAGAUGAUCACCCAACAAUGGAUGAUAAGAAUCAAACAGUGGUGACCGAAUUUCUUUUUGUGGGCUUAACAGAUCACCUCCCACAGAUUUUUCUCUUCUGGGUGUUUCUCUGUGUUUACCUUGUCACAUUGUGGGGGAACUUGGGGAUGAUCACUCUGAUAUGGAUGGACUCCCGACUCCAGACCCCCAUGUACUUUUUUCUCAGUCACUUGUCCCUUGUGGAUGUCUGCUCUUCUUCUUCUGUUGCUCCAAAGAUGUUGUAUGACACCUUUCUGGAAAGAAAAGUCAUCUCCUUCAUGGGUUGUGCUGUACAGAUGUGGUUUUUUGGUCAGUUUGUAGUGACGGAGUGCUUUCUCUUGACAUCCAUGGCCUAUGAUCGGUACCUAGCCAUCUGUAACCCUCUGUUGUACACAGCCAUCAUGUCCCAGUGGGUCUGUGUGAAGCUGGUGGUGGGGCCCUAUGCCGUGGGCAUUCUAAGUGCCAUUACCCAUGAGACCUUCACUUUUCGUUUACCCUUCUGUGGUCCGAAUGUGGUCAACCACUUUUUCUGUGACAUUCUCCCUCUUCUUUCCCUGGCGUGUGCUGAUACUUAUAACAAUAAGUUGGUUCUUUUCAUCAUGGCUGGACUAACAGGAGUACUCAGUGCACUGGUCAUUCUCAUCUCCUAUACUCACAUCCUCAAAACCAUAUUGAAUAUCCAAUCCACCAAGGGGAGGAGAAAAGCUUUCUCUACUUGCUCUUCACACUUGUCUGCUGUGGCCAUCUUGUAUGGUACCCUUUUCUUUAUUUACAUACAGCCCAAUUCAAGUUCAUCUCAGGACAUUAAUAAAGCUGUUUCUGCAUUCUAUACCACAUUGAUUCCUAUGCUGAACCCUCUUAUUUACAGCCUGAGGAAUGCGGAUGUAAAAGAUGCUUUUAGGAAGAAUUUUCUGCUAAGAAGGUAA
Manis pentadactyla (Chinese pangolin) is the source of this 3851-nucleotide messenger RNA. Its product is annotated as olfactory receptor 5G3-like. Gene Ontology annotation, biological process: G protein-coupled receptor signaling pathway; sensory perception of smell. Gene Ontology annotation, molecular function: olfactory receptor activity; G protein-coupled receptor activity; odorant binding. The transcript has a single exon. Bases 2925 to 3851 code for a protein of 308 amino acids. The record is from RefSeq and is a predicted model, not a curated record. Gene Ontology annotation, cellular component: membrane. Lineage: Eukaryota; Metazoa; Chordata; Mammalia; Pholidota; Manidae.